AUGCAUCUUGUCCCUGAGGAACAAAUCACAACUGACCAUUCUGCUUAUCUGCUCUCUGCAUUAGCAGGUUCUCCACUGUUUGAAAAGGAGCCCAGGAAGAAGGUGACAUCAGAACUCAUCACACCCAGGUUACUUAUACAUUUUUAUAUCACCAGUCUACAACAGUACUAGAGAUGGUAUGCUAAAUGCACAUGUUGCCCGUCUUUAUUUUCCCUGGGCCAGAUCAAAUGUUGCAAUCUCCUGCUCAUGGCUGCUACCAAAAAGCCAUUUCCUAUGCUGGUCACUGACAUGUUGUGGGGGGUGGGAUGUAAUGUUUAAAUGUAUGCAUUAGGAAAAGUAAUGUUUCACUCAUGCAUAUGCCAGCGCUAUGCAUGGAGAACAUAUACUACAGGGCAAAAAAGCUGUCUUUUGCAGUAGUGGAGCCUGAGCUUUGCAACUUCCUCCCACAAAGAUCCACCUGUUGCUGUUUAGUUGUUUAGUCGUGUCUGACUCUUCGUGACCCCAUGGACCAGAGCACGCCAGGCACUCCUGUCUUCCACUGCCUCCCGCAGUUUGGUCAAACUCAUGUUGGUAGCUUCAAGAACACUGUCCAACCAUCUCGUCCUCUGUUGUCCCCUUCUCCUUGUGCCCUCCAUCUUUCCCAGCAUCAGGGUCUUUUCCAGGGAGUCUUCUCAUCUUAUGAGGUGGCCAAAGUACUGGAGCCUCAGCUUCAGGAUCUGUCCUUCUAGUGAGCACUCAAGGCGGAUUUCCUUAAGAAUGGAUAGGUUUGAUCUUCUUGCAGUCCAUAGGACUCUCAAGAGUCUCCCCCAGCACCAUAAUUCAAAAGCACCAAUUUUUUGGCGAUCAGCCUUCUUUAUGGUUCAACUCUCACUUCCAUACAUCACUACUAGGAAAACCAUAGCUUUAACUAUUUAACCUUUGUUGGCAAGGUGAUGUCCCUGCUUUUUAAGAUCUGCCUAGCACCACGUAAAGACCUGAGAAUUCACCCAGGUCUUGGAUGUGGUAGGAUGCCAGGUGGAAUGCUUUUUGUGGCUGUGAUUUACUUGCCUUGUUUUAUGCUGUUAUCUUUUAUGUUGUGUGUAUCUUAUUGAUACUUACUUCGGAAUUGUCACUUGAAAUGAAAGAGCAGGUCAGAAACAUUUAAAAUAAAUAAUAGAUGCUAUGGGGCUGGGGUAUUUCUAGGUGGGUUGGACAAUGUAGAACAAGUUAGAGCCACUUGAUUGCUCAAGAAAGCAGGGAUGAAUGGGUAGUUCCACCUCUAGUCUAUGUCAAUUUUGCAUGGUUUUAUUCCUUCUAUCCCGUUUCUACAUUAAUACGCCAUUUUUAAAAACCUACAUGAAAACCCAUACUCAUAUUUUUAGCAUGGUUGUCUCAUUUUUUGAUAUAUUUAAUCCAAAAAUGCCCGUUUUUGUGCAUUCUAGUACAUUUUGAACCCAUAACUAUUUUGCUAAAUUUUGGAAAAGCAUGUAGGGUAAUUUCGUUUGCCCUGGGCAUUAUAACUCCUUGGAAAUAUCAUGUGUAUGUUGGAAUGUGAUUAUACAUGCCUUAGCAUAGAUACCAGAUAAAAGCAAGGUCACUGGUCCAUCUGGCUCAGAACUCUCCACAUCAGAGGUAGGGAACCUGUGGCCCUCCAGAUGUCGCUAAAUGUUUAUAUAUUUUCUGUAUAAAUAAGUAACUAUAAAUCUGUCCGUUGUAAAUGUUCCACAAAGCUUCUUGUUGCACUAACAGCAACAGACCAACAGAACUACCUGCUCGGGAACUUGCUGUCUUGUGGUCUUCUGCCAGAUGUCUGAGUAACAGAAUUUUUGCUAUUAUUGUCAUAGAUGCACAGAUGCUUUUCUGGACCACGAGACCUCCUACGAAUGUUGCUCCACCAACCCCUGCACAGGCUGUGUCUUGGCUUGCCGCAGGAGCCCUCGGCUUCUUACUAACGGCUACUACUUACUCACAGAGGACAGUUUUCUGUCUGAUGAAGAUGGCAACGUCACGCUGAGUCUAUCCCAAACAAGUGUUACCUAUAAAGAGAAAUUAGUUAGGUAAAUGUGACCUCGUGUAUAAGUUCUAUUGGAGAAGCAAGUGCCUUCCACACAUUCUGCAAAACCAAUGUUUCUGAGUCCUGUUCAGUUAUUUUCACGCACCAUCUCCUUCCUUAUAGGAGGCCUUCUCAAAGGAAUUAAUUACUAUAUAAACCAGCCUAUGAGUUCACUGUUAUGGUUUGCUACCUCCGGUAGCUUGUUGAGAAUCUAUAUUCUCCACAAAAGUGCAGAUUAGGAGUGGAGAACCUUUUUCAACCUGAGCAACUUUCGCUCAUAAUUAGUCAUCUAGGGGCCACAUGCCAGUGGCGGAAGAGGCCAGAGGAAAAAAUUGAGUGGGGCCCAGGGCAAGAGUGUGUGACUUUUACCAUUGUACAACAAGCUACAUUCCAGGCACACAAAAGUCAGAGGUCUCAGCUUGGAUCCAGGCAAGAAAGAGAUACAAUCACAACUCAGUCACAAUUCAAUACCGGUAAAACACUUGAGGAAGACCCAGAACAGGGGUUUGGGCUGAGGAGAAGUGGGCAACAAAGAGAACACUGGAGGGCUGCAUUUGGCCACCACAUCUGAGGUUCUCCAUCCAUGUUACAGAUUCCCAAGAGAUAAAUCUUGGUUCUCUGCUCUCAAUCAUGUUGCUGUUGAUAACAAUGAUAAUUCACCAUCAGUAGGACAGUUCUUUGCAAAAGCCAUUAACAAUAGAGACCUCUCUGCCAAGGAGCUUACAACCUAAAUUCUGGCAGGGAGCAAUAAUAAUAGUAAUAGUAGUAGUAGUAGUAGUAGUAGUAAUAAUAAUAAUAAUAAUAAUAAUAAUAAUAAUUUUAUUAUUUGUACCCUGCCCAUCUGGCUGGGUUUCCCCAGCCACUCUGGGCGGAUUCCAACAAAGGUUAAAAAUACAUUAAAAUGUCACACAUUAAAAACGUCCCUAAACAGGGCGGCCUUCAAAUGUCUUCUAAAUGUCAGGUAGUUGUUUAUCUCUUUGACAUCUGAUGAGAGGGCGUUCCACAGGGCGGGGGCCACUGACGAGAAGACCCUCUGCCUGGUUCCCUGUAGCUUUGCUUCUCGCAGUGAGGAAACAGCCAGAAGGCCCUCGGCGCUGGACCUCAGUGUCCAGGCAGAAUGAUGGGGGUGGAGAUGCUCCUUCAGGUAUACUGGGCCGAGGAUGUUUAGGGCUUUAAAGGUCAACAACAACACAUUGAAUUGUGCUCAGAAAUGUACUGGGAGCCAAUGUAAGUCUUUCAGACCGGUGUUAUAUGGUCCCGGCGGCCACUCCCAGUCACCAGUCUAGCAGCUGCAUUCUGGAUUAGUUGUAGUUUCUGGGUCACCUUCAAAGGUACCCCACAUAGAGCGCAUUGCAGUAGUCCAAGCGAGAGAUAACUAGAGCAAGCACCACUCUGGCAAGACAGUCCGCAGGAAGGUAGGGUCUCAGCCUGCGUACCAGAUGGAUCUGGUAGGCAGCUGCCCUGGAUACAGAAUUGAAAACAGGAAAGAAACAGUAAAGAAAGAAAGAAAGAUGAGAGUAGCAGAAGAAUAUGCGUAAAACUUAAUUAUAUGCAAGUUAAGUACUUUGUUUCUGUUACAGAUGAGAACUUUAUGGGUUAAGUGUUUCAUAGGCAUUUGUAGAAGAUCAGUUUUGUACUAAUGUUCUGGUUUUAUUUUUUCGUGCCAGAAUAUUUCGGAGAAGAAAGAGAAUCCGCCGAUCCCUGGCUAGUUUGUUCAGUAUUGGAGCCUCUAAAUCAUGGCUGAACAGCACCACUAUUGACUUACCUUACGUAGAGGAUGCUUGGUUUGAUGGAGACAUGAAGGGGGAUGCCAGUGAAUAUUAUGACACUGGUGAGCACUGACUUUGCUCAUGUAAGCUAGCAGCUAUUCUAAUAGGUUUUGUACUUAAAGGAAGACCUGUGACAUGGCCCAGAACAUCUGAGCUUACAAUAUACCGGUAUGUUUUUCAAUGGGUUUCUUUACAGGUGCCGUUGAUGCUGCUUUCAACUGCAAAGCCCAAAGGGCAGAGAGACACAGUCUGGUACAAAAGAAGCCCUCUUCUUCGAAAGAUGCCACUUGGACAAAAUCAAGAAAAGAGCAGCAUUAUUCACCUACUUGUAUCUUUCCCCCAGCAGAAGAAGAGUACUUCUAUGAAAAAUCUUUGGACUGUUCAAGUGAGUUAAACCCUUCUCUGUGUUGUAAAGCUCUCUGUUAAUGAUAUGCCUUUCCUUGCAUGAACUAUCCUGGGUUUUAAGAUUGGCAUGGGAGGUUCUGCCUGUCGUGCCUUUGAUGAUUGCAGCUCGUGGGGCUGCCACAUGAAACAGAACCUUCUCAGUGGUGGCACCUCAGCUGUGGAACUCUCAGUGGAAAUCUGGUUGUCCCGUAUGUUGGGCUCAGUCUUGCAGACAUUUGGUACAUACUUGACAUCUUGUUAUCUGCCGCUUAUUGCUGACCAUCACAGUGUAUUUUGUGCUUGUGGUUUUAGAACUGGGAUUUUAACCGUUUUUUAUUUGUGGUUUUUAUGAAGGUUGUCAGCCACACUAUGUUCUGUUGUGAGGAAGAGCAGGAUAGAAGGGAAAUAAAUCCACAGCCCCACUUGUGAUCAUUAGAAAGAAAGAAAACAAGCAGAAGUUGCUAGGAAGAUGCUCUUUAAUUAAAGAAAGGUCCAAGAACAUAACAACAGGAGCUAAGAUGAAUACAGUACUUUGAAUACAUUCUGUAACAUCUGUCAUGUCGUAUUUGGUGGGCUUAAAACAAAAUCAGGAGGAUUAAAUCAGCUUAAUUAUGGCCUAAUUCUCCACUUACGUUAUUAUGGCUCCAGGAAUGCCUCAGAGCUCUGCAACAUGUAACCUCAUUUAUACAAAUGUUUUGGUGCACUGUUCAUUCCCUAUCAGUCAUUCUUUACCGAGGCCUUGGCUGUACUAGGUGUUUUGUGCUGGUCAAGGUGUGAUCUAGUCAGGAACAGGUCUUCUGGAUUAAAGCUAGCACAGCACUGGAAAUUUCUCCUUCAUUCUUUCCAAUCCUUCUACAUCGAUUAACGAGAAAAAAGGACCAUUUAAACAUCACCAAAGGGGGUAUAACAUUUAGGGGAAAUGCUCACAGGUGAGGUGCAGAGUUUUAGCUGCCCUUACCUUACUUUUGGGGAUGCGGGUGGCGCUGUGGGUUAAACCACAGGGCGUAGGACUUGCUGAUCAGAAGGUCGGCGGUUCGAAUUCCCGCGAUAGGGUGAGCUCCCGUUGCUCGGUCCCUGCUCCUGCCAACCUAGCAGUUCGAAAGCACGUCAAAGUGUAAGUAGAUAAAUAGGUACCGCUCCGGCAGCAAGGUAAACGGCGUUUCCAUGCGCUGCUUUGGUUUGCCAGAGGCUGCUUGGUCAUGCUGGCCACAUGACCAGAAGCUGUACGUCGGCUCCCUCGGCCUAUAAAGCGAGAUGAGCACUGCAACCCCAGAGUCGGCCAUGACUGGACCUAAUGGGCAGGGGUCCCUUUACCUUUACCUUACUUUUGAGGUGGCCAAAAGUUUCAUUCUACAAAUCAUCUCACAAACAGCCUGUGCUCUGCAGCCUUUUUCAGGGGCCCAUGCUACAGUUAAAGCCCAGGGGAAGAUAUAAUGAAAACUCCUUGUGGAAAAAUGGCAUUAAGGGGUGGAAGAGACCAUGGCUCAAUGGCAGAGCACAUUUUCAUAGAAUCCUAAGACUGUAGAUUUGAAAGGGAUCCAACCUAGUCCAACCCCAUGCAAUGCAGGAACCAGAGUUUUGGAUGCAGAAGCACCUAGGUUCAGUCUCCAGCAUCUCCAGGCAAAAUGGACAGGCAUCAUGAGAUAGGAAACACCUCUUGCCCAAGAUCCUGGAAGGCUGCUGCCAGUCAGAGUAGACAGCACUGGGUGGACAAAUAACCUGGCCUGUGGCUUCCUGUUAUCGGGAAGGUAACAUUCUUGCAAUAACUGUUUUUCUUUCUCUCUCUGUAUGUGUUCUAAAUAGAGCCUUUUACAGUAAGGCACAACCUCUGCCCAGUUAUCGUGCUCUCCAUGUGUUUGAUCAUUUCUCUCUGCGUAAGGUAAAUCUGAAUGUCUUUUUAUAUAUAGCAGCACUUUCAUCUAUAAUGCAUUCAAAGAGUUUUUCAAAGAAGCUAUAUAAACUGUCCUUCGGAAAAUCAUGUGACCAGAUAUGGGAGCUCGAGGGUCCUUUGGACUAACAGCAGCCUCUUGGUUCUGUUGCACGGAAAAUUCAGGCAGGCUUCAAAAUCAAUUUGUUAAACGAUACUACCUGUAUAGUGUGUUGUUCUAGUUUAGGUUGAGCUUUUUUAAAAGAUCAAAUACUAAUGAGUGGCAUAUCCCAGAUGACCACCCACUUCCUAUUCAGCCAUUUAACAGAAGACUGAUCUCCAAGGAGAGCCAAAUGAAAGCCAUUUUGAUGCCCACUUACAAACUAGUGACCCGGGUGAAUUUCUGGGAGAGAUUUGGAGAAUGCCAAGCUGGUUGUUAUCUUGGCUCCUGAUGUGAAAAGCCACCAGCUUAGCCUGACCUUGUUGACAGGCUCUUGAGUUCAUGGCUGGAGGAUGAAUGAAACACAUAGCUGUCAUUGCUCUGCAGAUCUCCCUGCCUGAUUUAAUAUUAAGAUGAUUUGACACAGAAGGGAAAUGAAUUAAUUAUAUUUGCAUUGAUUAUUGACUAUUUGAUCUUUUCCUGCUUUGAGCCUUUUGAUCCAUCCUAUUUUAUUAAUAUUCAAUAAAUACGCUUAUAAUAAAAGACUAAAAUAAGGAAGAAGAAGAGAAGAGUUUGGAUUUGAUAUCACUACCCUAAGGAGUCUCAAAGCGGCUAACAAUCUCCUUUCCCUUCCUCCCCCACAACAAACACUCUAUGAGGUGAGUGGGGCUGAGACACUUCAGAGAAGUGUGACUAGCCCAAGGUCAUCCAGCAGCUGCAUGUGGAGGAGCGGAGAUGCGAACCCGGUUCCCCAGAUUACAAGUCUACCGCUCCUAACCACUACACCACACUGGAGAGGUCUGUGGUGGGAAUAUAGUGGGAGGACACUAUCUUUUUGAGUGGGUUUGCACUUAAGUGAAUUGGAUGAAACUGGAAGAGGCCUCUGGGUAGGGAAAGGACUCAGCCGUAGAGAAGCUGUGGCUUCCUUUAACAGAGACUGCUCAUUCUGUAAGUACUUCAUAAACUUUACCUUAUGUAUAGGGACAUCCUGGAUUCUGAAAGUUAUUAAUGUAAGGACAACACACUAGGGAAUUGCUAUCUCUCAGGUAGGAGAUCUCUGCCUCUGACAAUGUGCAAGCCUUUGGGGGGCAUCUCAAAUUGGAUUGUUGUCAUAUACAGUAAGCCCACAUCUUACGCAAAGAUGCAUUCUGGGGGAUCACACCUGAGGGCAAAAUUGUGUAUAGUCAAAACACAUUGUGUGCAAUAGCAGGUAGGAUUGAGAAAGUUUUUUUCCUUGGAUGCCUGCCCCCAUUCCUCCUUUUUAAUUUUUCUCUAUUUUUGCCAAGUGAUUAAAGCUGAACACAAGUUAAAUGCACAUAAGUUGUGGGCUUAGUGUAAUACCAAAGUAAAUGGUGGUGUGAAUAAGGUAGGCUUGCAGGGUCCCAUGCUCACAUCCAAAUAGGGUUUGAGGUCAAAACUGUUUUGAAUGUCAAGAAAAGCAUAUGGAGAAUUCAUCUGAAUUUGGCUACAGUUCCUUACCUCAUGAAUCUUACCCCAUACAAUCUUACUUUAAUUUAUAGUCCAUUCUAAUUAAUUGCACUGUAGCUUAAAUUUGAAUUUUAGCAAUGUUGUGCAUUUUUUAAAUGAUUUGCAAACUGCUUAGAAGCCGCGUGGGCAAUACGGGUUGGAUCCAAUACCAUCAAUUGCAUGAAGUGUUCAGGACAGAUAAGAAAAAAGGUUUCUCAAACGAACCUUCAUAAUUAGAAAAAGUGUUAUUACAAAACCAAACCAAGGUAAUAUCAAAAAUGUAUGAUACAUUAUUGGAGUGGGAGGUCAAAGACGAACAGGUCAAGGAGGUAAUGAUCAAGUGGGCUGUAGAUAUUGGGAAAACCAUUAACGUAACAGCAUGCGAAGAACUAUGGAUAAAGAACUGGAAAUUUACAUCCUGUGAAGUAUUGAGAGAAAACCUAAUCAAGAUGUUUUAUAGAUGCUACUUAACACCUACCAAAAUAGCUAAAUUGUAUAAGACAAAAGCAAAUCUGUGCUGGAGGUGCGGUAAAACAGAGGGGACACUUAUACGUUUGGUGGACCUGUGAAAAAAUCAAAAGCUUCUGGAACACAGUGUAUGACAAGCUUAAAAAAAUGUUUGUAUAACUUUAUGGAAAAUACAGAAGCUUUUCUACUAGGGAUAAUGGACACAGGUAUAGCAAGAGAAGAUCAGAAAAGAUUCCUCUAUGCCACAGGAGCGGCAAGGAUCCUAAUUGCUAAAAACUAGAAAAAAGAAACUGUGCCAAAAAAAAAGGAAUGGCAAGAUAAACUGUUAAGAGUAUGUUGAACUGGCUAGAUUAACAGAGGCAAUUAGAGAUUACACUAUACAAGAGUUUCAAAAAGCGUGGGGAAAAUGCAGAGAAUACUUCACAAACCAGUGCCCUAAAAUACAUACCUGGACUUGUUUUGAUUAAUGUCUGCAGGAGACUUUGUGGAUAUGUAAGUUAUAAUUAGAAAAAUCUUAAUAAUUAUUCAUAAAGGAAACAGUUUAUAAAAAGUAAAUUAGGAGGCCAGAUACAGGAUAAAGGAAAUCUUUUAUUUGGUUGUUUGUAUUGUUGUAUGUUAUGCUCAGUGUAUGUUAUGUUCACGUUUAAUGAGGGUGGAUUUGUGUAUUGGGAGGGUUUAUGUUAUGUUGUAAAUAAAAUUCCAAUAAAAAUUAAAAAAAGGGGGGGGGGAGAAGCCGCCUGGGCAUUUAACCGGAAUAUAAACAAAUAAAUAAUGCUUAAGAUGUUGACUUGCGUUGAUUCUUGUCGUUUCAGAUUCUUUCUGGGAGGACUGUUUACAACUCUGCUGAGCUUCUUGCUGUUGAUCAUCAUUUUAAUUUGUAAGCAAAAAAUAAAUGUUUAUCCUUGCUACAAGUCAGAUGAUUCCUACAUUGCAGGGGGUUGGACUAGAUGACCCUUGGGGUCCCUUCUAACUCUACAAUUCUGUGAUGAUUUGUGGGAUUGAGGGUUCACCCAGACUUCCUUUUGUUCACGUUUCUAGACACAGGGCCAGGCUUUAAAGCUUUGUGCCUGAGCGGUUUUCUUUUUGUCCUGGUGCUUUCCCCAAUAAAACCCACAUUUUACCGCUGAAUUGGAGCAAAUGGUGAAGGGCUUCCCCAUGGACUGCCAUUUGCCAUUCAGUAGUAAAAUGUGGGUUUUCUCAGGGAAAACUCUUGGACAAUAAACAAACAAACACAUUGCUUCGGUAUGGAGCUUUAAAGCGCAGACCCACACCUGGAAAGUGUGGCACAAAAGUCUGCAUGAGUCCUGAUUUGAGGUACCUAAUUCUUCUGAAAACAAGUGUGUGCUGUGCCCAGUAAGCAAUCAUCAUAACCAUCUAUAAUUUAUUUAUUAAUAAAACACCAAAAGUUAGAAUAUGUUUAUGAACUUAUUUUGCAGUGCUAUUCCAUACCUAUUUCACUGCUAAUUUGGACUUCAUAAUAAUUUCUUAACCAGGACAUAAAACUUCUCUAAUCAAAUUUAACAAGAUGCUUACAGUGGUGCCUCGCAAGACGAAAUUAAUUCUUUCCGUGAGUUUUGUCGUCUUGCGAUUUUUUUCGUCUUGCGAAGCACGGUGUCGGGAAAGUUUUGGAAAAGCUUCAAAAAUCACCAAAGUCUUUAAAUACCUCAAAAAAGGCUACCACACCGCGUGCUAUGAGUUGCUCCUCGAAGUCCAGUCGCAACUGUAUUAACGGUUUUAAGAAAAAGGAAACAAACUUGCAAGACGUUUCCGUCUUGCGAAGCAAGCCCAUAGGGAAAAUCGUCUUGCGAAGCAACUCAAAAAACCAAAAACCCUUUCGUUUUGCGAGUUUUCCGUCUUGCGAGGCAUUCGUCUUGCGAUGUACCACUGUAUUACCAUCAACUUACAGACUGCUGCAUGGAUAGGAAUCAACAUGCCUAAAAGAUUGUGCCUUAAGUAAUACUGACAAAUGUGAGAAUGUUAGAUGGUUUUCAGCUGUGUAAUACUUGUCAUUCUUUCCCCUUCUUCUCUCAGGUUCACUGGCACUUUUGUACUAG
Podarcis lilfordi (Lilford's wall lizard) is the source of this 10201-nucleotide messenger RNA. NCBI's taxonomy places the organism in Eukaryota, Metazoa, Chordata, Lepidosauria, Squamata, Lacertidae. The record is from the annotation of a GenBank genome assembly.